UUUAGCAUUGAAGGCCCAACCCAAACCAUAGAGGGAAAAUAACGUCCGUAGCAAACCCUAGAGGAGAUCGACUCCCGCUCGCUGGCGCUGCAUCUUCAAAGGUGAUUUCUCCGAUCACAUGCCCUUCUGCAGCUGCAUCAAAAUACAUUUUCCGAUUGAUCUCCCUGAGUGUAUUACCCCCUCUCCAAUUGAUUUGUUUAUGAUUGUAGAUAUUGAAAUUGACACCUUAAAAUCGCAGAAAUGGCGGCAGCUUUCGCUUCCAGAUUCUCUCCAGAUACCGUCCUCAGGCAUAAGCUCAAGAAGAGACCCAAACUUGCAGUUGCUAAGCCUAAAGCUUCUAGUAAAGGGAACAAAACAUCGAGUGAUACUGAAACAAAACCUCGUAGGAGCAAAAACAUGGCUUCGGAUAUGAAAACAAAGCGGGUCUUAUACAGUCAAGCUGAAUUAACUGAGGAUAACGUUAUCAGUGGAACCUCGCGUACAAUAUGGACUGCUUCAAAGAGAAAGCACAAAGCUUUUGGUACUAAGAUUGCGAAUGGAGUUUCAAAGGCAGCUUUAAGCGUGUUGAACAAGGAGGCACAUCAUGAAAAGCACGCUACACGAAAGCAAAUGCUUGAGAGGAGAGGUGAAUCAGACGAGAGAAGAGAUCAAAGAAAGCGCUGUAAUGUGUCGCCUCUAAAAGCUUCUAGGCAGGUAGUUUCAGAGAAGAGAACAUUGGACGAUGGAUCAGAGAGUGGGGACGGUCAACCAAAAAAGAGAAAGCGGAUACGACUAGAUCCUUAUGACACAUCAAAUAAAAGAUUAGAUGAUAACAUUGUUCUUGAAGAAAAGAAGAAAAAGAAGGUUGAGGAGGAAGGAACCGGAAUGUCAAAAAACGCACAGUUUCGUGCAAUACAACCGAGCCAUUCUAUUCUUUCCUUUGUGGAAGAAAACCUAUUAGGUCGCAGACGCUUGGCCGAGCUAAAGAAGGUUGGGUACAACACAGAACUUUCUGCUCCAUUAGAUAAUAUUCCUCACUCUACCAGCACAGAGAGAGAGCGCAUAGAAGAAAGUGUAUUUAGGAAUAAAUUGGCAUUCAUUGCGGCUGCAAAGGUUUCCUCAUCAUUUCCGCCUCCUGAUGUCCCUGAGAUUGCAUUUGCGGGAAGGUCGAAUGUUGGCAAAUCUUCUCUGCUAAAUGCUCUCACUAGACAGUGGGGUGUUGUACGGACAUCUGACAAACCAGGAUUAACCCAGACUAUCAAUUUCUUCAAUCUGGGACCAAAGAUUCGUCUUGUUGAUUUGCCUGGAUAUGGUUUUGCUUAUGCAAAAGAUGAAGUAAAGGAGGCCUGGGAGGAACUUGUGAAGGAAUAUGUUUCAACAAGAGCUGGUCUUAAACGUGUAUGUCUCCUUGUUGACACCAAAUGGGGUAUGAAGCCACAUGAUCACGAACUUGUAACUCUGAUGGAGAGAUCCAACACAAAGUGUCAGAUAGUGUUAACCAAGACAGAUAUAGUUUUUCCCAUGGAUGUGGCACGUCGAGCAAUGCAAAUCGAAGAGAACUUGAAGGCAAACAAAUCGAUUGUUCAGCCCGUGAUGAUGGUGAGCUCAAAAUCAGGCUCUGGGAUACGAAGCUUAAGAACAGUGCUGGCUAAAAUCGCGAGGUUUGCCAAGGUGUAGUCUGCAGUUUAGUUAGUCACCCAGGCAAAAGACUCGAGUCUCGACCACUUCAUUUGGAGACUUUUGUUUGAGGCGCUGAAUCAGACACGAUUGUUUCUUCUGUGUCGAAAAAGAAUGUUGACUUUGGAUGAGAAGUCGAGCUUGUUUUGGUUAUGGGAUCCGACGGAGUUAGAGUGGAGGUCGUAGAACAAUACAAUAAUAGCCUCCACUUGUUUUCAUCCUUUCGGCUUUUCUGUUCCAUAUUAGUCCGUGUCAGGUCAGGUUUGGGAUGUUGCGCUCGGCAAAUUACAUCCCAAUUAUUAUUUUGGAUAAAUUGGUAAUGGCUCUCUGUGUUCUCUGCUCCAAGCGGAUUUUGGUUUUUUUGCGUUUAUAGUUGACUAAUGUAAAAUGUUUAACGGAACUAAUAUUGAAAAAUAAAAAUAA
This is a messenger RNA of Tarenaya hassleriana, 2079 nucleotides long. RefSeq lists its product as uncharacterized. The transcript is spliced from 13 exons. Gene Ontology annotation, molecular function: GTP binding. NCBI's taxonomy places the organism in Eukaryota, Viridiplantae, Streptophyta, Magnoliopsida, Brassicales, Cleomaceae. Bases 241 to 1656 code for a protein of 471 amino acids. The record is from RefSeq and is a predicted model, not a curated record.